GUCCCACCCCCAUCACAUCUUAAACUUUAAGAUUUCGAAAAACGUAAGGAUACAAAAAAUAUCACAUAGGCAAAGAGGAACGAAGAAGAGAGCCCAUCCGCUACACCUGAAAAAACCCAGCCAUUUCUAGCUUCGGCAGAUAGCAGCAGAAGCAGAAAAAACCCCGGGGAUAAAGAAAUGGAUGAUUAUACAAGAGAAAUGAUGGACCUCAAAACCCUCGUCACUCGAACCCUAGAGAAGAAAGGCGUCCUCGCCAAGAUCCGAGCUGAGCUUAGAGCAAGCGUUUUUGAGGCAAUAGAAGAGGAGGAUAGGACCAUUGAAAAAGACGAAGGCUUGCCUCCUGCACUAUUGGGUAGCUGCAAUGAGCGCGCGAAGCAACUCCAUAAUUCCCCUUCAGGAAAGCUGCUAACUGCAUUGAUAUGUGAAUAUUUUGACUGGGCUCAAUUAAACCACACACUUAAAGUGUAUUUACCAGAGUGUAAUUUGCAAAAGGAUUCUUGGAAAUCAGAGCUAAAAGAAUUUAGCAACAAAAAUGGAUACGAUCUUAACAGGAAUGGGGAUAGUGGUCCAUUGCUUUUGGAUGUUCUCGAAGGGUUCUUGAAGUAUGAGAACUUAUCUCAAGGAAGGGGUGCUGUGAGGAGAUUGACAACACCAGAUUCUCUUCCCAAUUUAGAAACAAGGAGCAUGAGGAGGCCUCCUUCAUCUUCAGUUGCCGGGGGUUUACCUCCAUUGGGAAGGCCAGGUCCUGCGGCCCAGUCAUCUGAUAGAAGAGGAGGUUCGUCGGUAUCUGGAUACAGGAAGGAUGAAUACAACUGGAGAUAUGACAAUGAUGAACUUGCAGAAGAUGUAAGUCGUGCUUCAUCUGCCUUAGAAAACCUUCAGCUGGACAGAAAAGCUCGGAACCUUACCACUUCCUGGCGGUCUUGCAUUGUGCGUCUGGCCUCUUCCAACAUUUAAAUGGAGGAUAGCAUUUUUUUGCCAUAGUGCUGACAAGGCAUGGAGGAGAUGGAAUGUCUGAGGAAGAUGACAGGGUAGAGUAGGUGUAGCUAAAUGGUCUCCAAAUUACUAAUGUGGAAAUUGAUGUUAUCUUAAACCGUUGAAAUGUUAUGUUGUGUAUUGGCCUGUGAUGUUGCACAUGAUUGAAAUACUGUAUAUUGCUUUUAGUAAAUUGGUAUGAGCUUUUUUCCUUU
Solanum dulcamara is the source of this 1190-nucleotide messenger RNA. Its product is annotated as protein TONNEAU 1a-like. NCBI's taxonomy places the organism in Eukaryota, Viridiplantae, Streptophyta, Magnoliopsida, Solanales, Solanaceae. Gene Ontology annotation, molecular function: protein binding. Bases 178 to 957 code for a protein of 259 amino acids. The transcript is spliced from 9 exons. The record is from RefSeq and is a predicted model, not a curated record.